Molecule: messenger RNA, 968 nt
Organism: Drosophila mauritiana
Lineage: Eukaryota; Metazoa; Arthropoda; Insecta; Diptera; Drosophilidae
Gene: Ttc1
Product: tetratricopeptide repeat protein 1
Exons: 2
Coding region: 107-910 (267 amino acids)
Molecular function (GO): protein binding
Source: RefSeq, a predicted model, not a curated record
GGUGCUAUCGAUAGACAAAAUUAUCGUUAGCAUGUGAAGCUUUAUUUGUUGCUGAACAACAAACCGAAACCUUCAGUAAAUUCCGUAAGGAUCAAUUUCCAAUAGAAUGGCAGGCAACACCAACAGUGACGACGAGUUCCAGGACGCGAUCGGGGAGGAGAUAACAGAAAAAGAGGCCACCAGCACGCGGCAGAGCGAAAAGGACGUGGAUGAGAUCGUGGAGAAGCAAAACCAGCUGGCGUUGGAUGACGAAGCGGAGCAGGGCGCGGCUGGCGGAGAUUCCAUCGCGACACCAUCUACAGUGGACUCUGAGCUAACCAUUGAGGAGUUGCGCGAACGGGAAAAGGAUCUCAGCCCAGAGCAGCUGGCAGCUAACAAAGAAAAGUCCGAUAAGCUGAAACUUGAGGGCAACGAGUUGUUCAAAAAUGACGACGCCGAAGGCGCCGCCAAGUCCUAUACAGAAGCUCUAGACAUUUGCCCCUCGGCCAGCUCCAAGGAGCGAGCAGUUCUCUACGGAAACAGGGCUGCUGCCAAGAUUAAGCUGGAGGCCAACAAAGCGGCCAUCGACGACUGCACAAAGGCUUUAGAACUGUGGCCUGAGUAUGUGAGGGUGCUUUUAAGGCGCGCCAAGCUUUAUGAGCAAGACGACAAGCCCGACGAGGCACUGGAGGACUACAAAAAAGUUACUGAGUUCGAUCCCGGGCAGCAGGAGGCUUGUGAGGCUCAGAUUCGCCUGCCGCCCAUUAUAAACGAGCGCAACGAGAAGCUCAAAAACGAGAUGAUGUCCAACUUAAAGGAACUGGGCAACAUGAUACUAAAACCGUUCGGACUGUCUACACAGAAUUUCCAAAUGCAACGUGAUCCCAGCACGGGAUCGUAUUCCAUAAACUUUAACCAAAAACCUAGCUAGUAAAUGCUCUGCAGAUGAACAAAUAAAGCUGUAUUCGUGGAUGAUGUGUAUAAUAAUA